Phialemonium atrogriseum is the source of this 2039-nucleotide messenger RNA. RefSeq lists its product as uncharacterized. The transcript is spliced from 2 exons. The record is from RefSeq and is a predicted model, not a curated record. The coding region runs from base 136 to 1866 and encodes 576 amino acids. NCBI's taxonomy places the organism in Eukaryota, Fungi, Ascomycota, Sordariomycetes, Cephalothecales, Cephalothecaceae.
CAGGACAACACAGACGCCUCAAGCAAUCGAUGAGCCCGACAGCUAUCUCCCCGUGGCCCGGAGCUCCAGGCUUAGGUUGAGCCUUUCUCGAUUCGUGAUUGCGUCCGUCCCGGAAAGGGUUGACGUCGAGGAAAGAUGACGGGGCCGGCAUAUACAGAGUUCAACCUGACUUACCCCCCGCUACCGUUCGACGACUCGGGUGUGGCCUUCCUAGACACCACGCAGAGCUAUGACACCUCCAAGAUACCCGGCAUCCUCGCCGGCCUCCUCAUUCCCCACUUUGUCUGCACCGUCUUCGUCGUCGCGCGGGUGUGGUCGCGGCUGUUCCUGCUGCGCAAGUGGUUCCUCGACGACACGCUCAUCGUGGCGGCCUGGGUCUUCUCGACGGCCGUGUGCGCCGUCUACAGCGUCGCCACGCUGACACCCAACAUCCACGACACCGUGGUGCUCAGCUCCGACAUCAUGGGCGGUGGGCCGGCGGACUACCCGGACGACAGCCCGAUCGGGUCGUACAUGCUGCGCACAUACCUGGGCCUCAUCUUCUACCAGCUGUGCCUGUGCCUGACCAAGCUGUCGAUCCUAGCCUUCUACCUGCGCAUGUUCUCGUCGCGGCCGGUGGAGCGCCGCCUCGCCCAGGGGACCGUCGUGCUGGUGCUGUUGUACGGCGCGCCGCUGCUAGUCAUGAGCAUCCUGCAGUGCCACCCGAGCCCGGGCCUCUUCUUCGGGCACCCGGUGGGCAAAUGCUUCUCGUUCGUGCCGCUGCUGAUCGCCUCGGCGUCGCUGCACGCCGCCACCGACGCCUGGCUGGUCAUCAUGGUGGCGCCGUGCAUCGCGCGCCUGGACCUCCCGCCGCGGCAGAAGGCCGCCCUCGCCGCCGUGCUCAGCCUCAGCGUCCUCGUCGUCGCCGCGAGCAUGACCCGCCUGCAGCUCAGCCUGCACUCAAACUACCGGCCCUCGGGCGCCGGCGUCCAGGUCGCCAACACGCUCGCCUUCUUUGUCAUGACCGUCCUCGAGUGCGACGUCGCGCUCAUGUGCGCGUGCGCCCCGACCCUGAGGCCCGUCCUUGCGCGCCUGUGGCCGCGCCUCGGCAUGGACGACCACUCGCAAUACCCGCAAUACCACCACCACCGGAGGAGGCAGCAGCGGCGGCGGCGGCGGUCCGGGCGGAGAGGCGAGACCGCGGACGGGGACGAGGACGGCAGCGUCAACCUCACCGAGGUCAGCUACCACGGCUACCCGUGGACGCAGCCGCACACGACGGGCGGCGCGGCGGGGGGGUUAGGGAUCCGCAGCAAGAACCGCAGCAACUCGGCUCCGGAUUUGGACGCGGGUGUGGACGUGACCGACAUGGCGAUGCCGACGCCGCCGGUGCCGGCGUUUAUGCAGCGGACGCCGACGACGCUGAGCCUGCGCAGCUUCAUGAGCAGCAUCGCGCCGAGGAGCAGGGGGGGUGGCGGCGGCGCGACGGUGUCGGGGGCGAGGGACGCCGGCGAGGACAGAGCGGUGCUGCUGAAGGGGGGGGAGGGCGGCGACGACGACGAGGGUGGUGGCGCUGCGGAGAGGAGGAGCUCGGUCGGGUUCGAGGGGUACCACGACCAGUACCUCGGGUACGGCGAGGAGAGGCGGCGGAGCAGGCCAUUGCGGAAGAGCUUGGUUAUUGGGGCGGGGCCCUGGGGCGAUAGCCAGGAGAGCUUCGUCAUGGGCAUGAAUGACCCCGCCAGCCCGACUAGGAUGAGCCCUGUGUCCGACCUGAGUGGCGCGACGUACCCGGUCUUCUCAUCCGAGACCCGGGAGGUGCGGGAGAUGAGGAACGGGGCCGGCGUGGGUCGGCCAAAUGAGAAGGAAACGGGUACAAACGAUUCCUGAAAACUCCCGGGGCUUCUUUCCCCCCCAUAAUACUGGCUGGGAAACAUCAUUGCUGGGUCUUCUCGAAAGAAUUGUGCGGUCUCUUGGUCGAGCCAGGCGGGAACUCGAGGUACUCGAGGGCAUGCAUAUGGGCGCGAUCAUCCACUAUGUUAAUCUAUACCACGGUGCAUCUC